This is a messenger RNA of Talaromyces proteolyticus, 618 nucleotides long. RefSeq lists its product as uncharacterized. The record is from RefSeq and is a predicted model, not a curated record. The transcript has a single exon. NCBI's taxonomy places the organism in Eukaryota, Fungi, Ascomycota, Eurotiomycetes, Eurotiales, Trichocomaceae. The annotation marks the transcript as partial.
GAUAUCGAUCACCUGUGUCUUGCCCUAACUUGCAAAUCAUUACUGCACCACCUUGACGAAUCGGCAACCUUACAACAGCUACCAAAGUUCAGAGAUUGCAAAGCGCUUCCGGCAUUUCCAUAUGAUGCCAGAUUAAGCGCCAAUAAGCGCCGCACUGAUCGGUGGAGGCUUCUUCAGAGACUGGAGAACUCGUACUGGCGAUGUUGCUUUGGUUGCUUCAGGCUCCAUCCCUCGCACGAAUUUUCUUCUAAGGAUCUCAAAACUCCCGCUUCGAAACGAACAUGUAUUUAUGGACCUCUUGUUGGAAUUGUUCAUCUAUGUCCUUGUAUGGAUAUGACGUUUCGGGACAAGAGGAAGCUCACGAAAAUAUUAUCAUCACCAGAGAGGCGAGUAGAGCCCUACAGGAUUCAUGAUGGCUUUUUUGAGUUUUUCGGUUCUGCUGGGCGCCAUCAGUGUUUGCAUUCAUAUGCUACUGAGACGAAAACUGCAAGUCUAAAGUGCGAAGUUAGUUUGAAACUUGAAGAGUGCGAGAACUUCGUUGUGGAGACUAAGUACACAAUCGCGGAUACUAAACGUCCACGCAUGCUCUUCCACGAUACCAUGUUACCAUGUCCCCAU